AUGAAUAAUUGGUUUACAUCUACUCUUCAAACUGUUCGUGAACAAUCUCUUAAUGCUUUGGAAUUUGUACGUAAAGAUUUAUCAGAAUUUACAACAACGGUUAAAACUGACGCAGAAAAUUAUUUAAAUAAAAUAAAACAACAACCUGUUAGUGAUCUUGGUAUUAAUCAAUUUGUAUCAAAAUUUAGUAAUACUCUUACAUCUGAUAGAAAUAAUAAUAAUAAUGGAAAGCCCAUUGUUCCAUCGGCGUCAUUUGAUCGACUUCAUAAUGAACGAAUUCGAAUACAAAAUGAUGAAUCAACCUAUUUAACUGAUCCAACACCAAUUGAAUCUUAUCAAAGUUGGCGUGAAAAAACUGAUUUUAAUGUUGAUAAACGUAAAGGUGAAAUAGCACAAUUAUUAAUUGAUAUUCCAUAUAUACGUUCAUUUUAUGCACAUUUUGUACCUGCAUGUACAACCCAUAAUGAUUUUUGGUCUCGAUAUUAUUAUCGUAUGUAUAAAUUUGAUGAAGAAGAAACACGACGAUUAAAUUUAUUAAAACGUGCACAUGAAAUAUGUAAUGAAAAUAAUGAAAAUGAUUGGGAUGAACCCAAUGUCGAAUCGACGUCGGAAAUCUUAACGUGCGAAGGAAAAGAUAGUGAUACAAUUUUAGGUGAUACUUGGGAUCGAGAGUUUGAUGAAAUAAAUCUUGUUACAUCUAAUAUCAAUACAAUUCAAUCAAAUCAAUAUAAUGAAACAAUUCCAUGUGAAAAUUCAACAUCGAUAGUAACAAUAGCAACAUCAAAAAAAAUAGAUAAUGAAUUCGAUGAUGAAUGGGAAACAUGGUCUUAA
This is a messenger RNA of Rotaria sp. Silwood2, 831 nucleotides long. The record is from the annotation of a GenBank genome assembly. NCBI's taxonomy places the organism in Eukaryota, Metazoa, Rotifera, Eurotatoria, Philodinida, Philodinidae.